Molecule: messenger RNA, 927 nt
Organism: Dichotomopilus funicola
Lineage: Eukaryota; Fungi; Ascomycota; Sordariomycetes; Sordariales; Chaetomiaceae
Exons: 2
Coding region: 1-927 (308 amino acids)
Source: RefSeq, a predicted model, not a curated record
AUGGGACGCAAGGCCGACGAGAACCUCCCGGAAGUGGUGCAGAACCAGCCAGCGCCCCGAACGGGCGAGUACGCACCCGAAGUGGUCCCAGAUUCAUCCCCCGAAGCCGCACAGCAGAGAUAUUUCCAGGAAUCCGAUAAGUAUCCCGCAUUGUACGACAAUUCGCCAAAGUUCCCCCACGAGCCACCACCGCCCGGCGGUUACUCGCCGGACCAACAAUACCAGCAGCCACACAACCAGGCGUGGAGUCCCGACGCCGCGUAUCCCGUCAGUGCUGUCAGCCCAAACAGUUCCGUCCCAUGGCAGUCGUUUCCUGAUGGUGGCGAGGACCAACAAACCUACGUCGGUAGCGAGCCGCCGGAGCCAGAGAAGCGCAUCUGUGGCCUACGCAAGCGCACGUUCAUAAUCGUCGCGGCGAUUCUUGGUGUUGUGAUUGUGGCCGUGGCGAUAGGUGGCGGCGUGGGCGGUGCAAUGUCUGCGAGGAAUUCGAGCGCGGCCGCGGCAGAAACAUCCUCUGCAGCAAGUUCAACGGCCAGCCCCAGCAGCACGUCAUCAUCAGCAUCAGCCUCUGCUUCAUCCACAACUUCUGAGGAACCAACGCCGACGCCGACCUCCCUUGUGAACACCGACCCCAGCGUGUUCGACCAGCGUAUUGCCUUCCAAGGAUGGAACAAGGAGAACAUCACCGGCAAGGCCACCCAGAUCUAUCCGCACCUAGGCGUAUACGACCUAGAAUUCCCCAUUCACAGCUAUAUCUGGGUCUCGAAUCAAACCGACUGCUGCGUCAACUUUUGCGACUUGGAUGCGAAGCAGCAUGGUUACGCUUGUUCCUCCAAGUGGCAAAACCACAGCUCUUUUGCCUUCCCACGUAUUGUUCUUUGGUGUGGGAAUCGGAACCACGUGCCAGAUCAGCAAAGGUGUAAAUAA